GCGCUGCAUAGCGGACGAGGAUGCUCUGUUCUCCCCCGCAUACACUCUCCUGUCUCAUGCUUUCCACGAUCAACAUGGAAGGGCUUCAUUAAUGCCCCUGCCCCCAAGCUGAUGAAUUUUAACUCGCCGUUUGAGACUGGACUUGCGUUAAAGCACUGGACUUUACCUACCGAGUGGAUAACGCUGAGGUAUCUGCCGAAUAAUAAGUCUUCAGAAAAGAGGCAAAUUAUGCCAGCAGCACCAGAGUCCCUCCCUCUGGUGACGUGCCAGCCCAUUGGUCAGACCGCCCUGUGCCCCUCAUUUAGCCCCGCCCUCUCUCCUGGCAGAUCCAUGCUGCUGGACACGCCCCACAGAGCCACGCCCACACCAUGAGUGCCAACGGGCCAGCCAACGCCCCUGCGGCCCCGGCUGCAACCCCAGUUGCCCCGCCGGUGCUCAGUCCGGUAGCCGCCCCUCCGGCUGCCCCUGUCCCGGUGCCGACUGUCCCGGUGGGCGCAUUGGCACAGAAGAAGCGGGCGCAGUACGCCAAAAGCAAGAAGCAGGGGAGCAACGCCAACACCAGGCCAGCCAGGGCCCUGUUCUGCCUCAAACUCAACAAUCCCAUACGAAGAGCCUGCAUCAGCCUGGUAGAGUGGAAGCCAUUUGAUAUCUUUAUAUUAAUAGCUAUUUUUGCCAACUGUAUGGCCUUAGCUGUGUACAUCCCCUUCCCUCAGGAUGACUCCAACUCCACCAACCAUGACCUGGAAACGGUAGAACAUGUCUUCCUCGUCAUUUUCACUAUUGAAACCUUUCUGAAGAUUAUCGCCUACGGUUUAGUGGCGCACCAGAACGCGUAUGUGAGAAACGGAUGGAACAUGCUGGAUUUUGUCAUCGUCGUUGUCGGGCUGUUCAGUGUUGUCCUGGAGCUUUUGACCAAAGACUCUGUUGAGACGAAGGAGGAAGCGGAGGCAGGUGCGGCUGCGGCGGCGGCUGCGGCAGCAGCGCUCCACCCCUCCGCCCAAGGCCACGGGGGAAAGUCGGGCGGCUUCGACGUCAAAGCCCUCCGAGCCUUCCGUGUGCUGCGACCCCUACGUCUGGUCUCAGGAGUGCCCAGUUUACAGGUUGUGUUGAACUCCAUAAUUAAAGCCAUGGUUCCUCUCCUCCACAUCGCCCUGCUGGUCCUGUUUGUCAUCAUCAUCUACGCCAUCAUCGGCCUUGAGCUCUUCAUUGGUAAAAUGCACGCUACCUGCUUCUUCCCCAGCACAGGCAUGAUAGCGGAGGAUGAGCCGGCUCCAUGUGCGAUCUCAGGGCACGGGCGCCAGUGUCCCAUCAAUGGCACCGAGUGCAGGGAGGGCUGGCACGGCCCCAAUGACGGCAUCACCAACUUUGACAACUUCCUGUUCGCCAUGCUGACCGUGUUCCAGUGUAUCACCAUGGAAGGCUGGACGGACGUGCUCUACUGGAUGAAUGACGCUAUGGGUCUAGAGCUUCCAUGGGUCUACUUUGUAUCUCUGGUCAUCUUCGGCUCCUUCUUUGUUUUGAACCUGGUUCUGGGAGUGUUGAGCGGAGAGUUCUCCAAGGAGAGAGAGAAGGCCAAAGCUCGUGGAGACUUUCAGAAACUGAGAGAGAAGCAACAGCUGGAUGAGGACCUCAAGGGCUACCUGGACUGGAUCACUCAGGCCGAGGACAUCGAUCCAGAGAACGAGGACGAGGAGGGCUACGAGGAGGGCAAACGCAACCGUGUGACUCUGGCUGACCUCACAGAGAAGAAGAAAGGAAGCAGGUUUGGGUGGUUCAGCCAGUCCUCCGACACUCAUGUGAGUAUACCAGCCAGUGAGACGGAGUCGGUGAACACAGAGAACGUGGCCGAGGAUGAGGUGAAGACACCGUGCUGCGGACCUUUUUGUCAAAAAAUUUCAAAGUCAAAGUUCAGUCGGCGCUGGCGUCGCUGGAACCGGUUCUGCCGCAGAAAGUGCCGGGUGGCGGUGAAAUCGGUGCCUUUCUAUUGGCUGGUGAUCAUCCUGGUGUUUCUCAACACGCUCACCAUCUCCUCCGAGCACUACAACCAGCCUGACUGGCUCACACAAGCAGCCGAUGUGAGUUAG
Messenger RNA from Oncorhynchus gorbuscha (pink salmon), 2084 nucleotides. RefSeq names its product voltage-dependent L-type calcium channel subunit alpha-1D-like. Gene Ontology annotation, molecular function: high voltage-gated calcium channel activity. NCBI's taxonomy places the organism in Eukaryota, Metazoa, Chordata, Actinopteri, Salmoniformes, Salmonidae. The transcript has 14 exons. Bases 369 to 2084 code for a protein of 571 amino acids. The record is from RefSeq and is a predicted model, not a curated record. Gene Ontology annotation, biological process: calcium ion import across plasma membrane. Gene Ontology annotation, cellular component: membrane; voltage-gated calcium channel complex.